Messenger RNA from Chilo suppressalis (striped riceborer), 1795 nucleotides. The record is from the annotation of a GenBank genome assembly. NCBI's taxonomy places the organism in Eukaryota, Metazoa, Arthropoda, Insecta, Lepidoptera, Crambidae.
CUCUUUUCUUCCUUGCGUUCCUAUUUCAUACAAUUUGUUUUAGCUAGCCAUCACUGAAGAGAUUUUUUUUUUCAUAUUGUCAAGUAACGUAAUAAAAAUAAUAGAUAUAUUAUUUACCGCAAAGUAAGGUGCAGUACCAGUACGGAGUGCAAAGAUUCGUGUUUUAUGUAUUCCGGAAUAGAUAUAAAAGCAUAAGUACAUUAAAAUUUCUGAUUUGAAUCGAUUAUCGUUCUGACACCAAAAAGAAACUCAAAUGGCAUAUAAUUUCACGAGAAAUCUUCUGAAGCCCAAGGGAUUGGCUAAAUUGUUUUUCCAUGAUGCAAGAAGUCUGACAGCGAUUAAUAAACAACAUCAAAAAGCUGAAAAAUCAGUGAAUUAUUUAAAUAGUAAACUAAAGCAAUUUAAUGUAUUUUAUGAUUUGCGAUUAUACUCUGCAACUGCAGUGGAACAAAAAGAUAUAGAUGUUUAUAGAAAUGAACAUAACAUAACAAUAUUUGGCAAAAAUAUUCCAGAUCCUUAUACUGAUAUUAACAGUAGUAAAUUUCCUGAUUAUAUAAAAAACUUUCUCAACGAACAAGGUUUUGAGAAGCCCACUGUUAUUCAAGCACAAGGUUGGCCAAUUGCAUUAAGUGGACAAAAUUUUGUGGGAAUUGCACAGACUGGAACUGGUAAAACACUAUCAUAUCUUCUACCAGCAGUUAUUCAUAUAAAGGAAACAGUUGGUAGAAAGGGUUUAGGGCCUAGAGUGUUAGUUUUAGCUCCAACAAGAGAAUUGGCUAGACAAAUUGAAGAGGUUGCUAAAGAUUUCGAAAGGUUAUUGGGUAUAAGAUGUGCAUGUAUAUAUGGUGGGGCAAAUAGAAACACACAAGCUAAUUUACUACAGUCGGGAGUUGAUAUAGUCAUUGCUACACCAGGUAGAUUGAAUGAUUUCCUUAUCAGUAAAGUCACCAAUUUGAGUAGGUGCACAUAUGUAGUGUUAGAUGAAGCAGAUCGUAUGCUGGACAUGGGAUUUGAGCCCCAGAUUAGACAAGCACUAGAAGGUGUGCCAUUAGAACGGCAGAUUAUGAUGUUUUCAGCAACAUGGCCUAAAGAAGUACAAUCGCUGGCCGAAGAUUAUCUAGGAGAAUAUGUUCAAGUGAAUGUAGGAUCUACAGAAUUGUCAGCUAAUCAUAAUAUAAAACAAAAUAUUCAUAUUUGUGAUCAAGAAGAAAAGAUGAACAAGUUUAAAUCAAUCAUGCACAGCAUUUCUGGAGAUGGUUUUGGUAAAAUACUAGUGUUUACAAACACCAAGAAAUUUGUGGACACAUUAGCAUUGAUGCUUAGAAGAAACGGUUGGCCCGCUGUUGGCAUCCAUGGAGACAAAACUCAGCUUCAGAGGGAUACUGUUAUCAACAAGUUCAAAUUUGGUAGAACCAAUAUUCUUGUUGCUACUGAUGUUGCUGCCCGAGGACUAGAUGUUGAUGGUAUAACACAUGUGAUAAAUUUCGACUUCCCCAAUACAUCUGAAGAUUAUAUACAUAGAAUUGGAAGAACAGGCCGUCAGAAUAAUAAGGGUAUAGCUCAUACAAUUCUUACGAGUGAAAAUGAAAGGCAGGCCAAAAGCUUAAUAGCUGUGUUGCGGGAAGCCAAUCAGGAAGUACCUAAGGAGUUAGAAGAUAUGGAAAGGAGCUUUUAUUUAUCCAAAAAUAAAGAUAAACAUCAAUAUGGAUAUAAUUCAAAACGACAAAAUAGUUGGAGUCCGAAUGGCAGAUUUAACAAGUUUCGUAGUAAUAAGUUUAGGUACUAGGUUAACAAU